AUGGACAAAUUGAGUCGUAGUCGCAGUCGUGCCUGCCUUGUUUGCGGCAUUAUUUUACCCUACAACACAUUUGCUGCCAAAGGAUGUCCUAACGACGGAUUGGAUGAUGUCGAAACGUACACGUCGCCUGUUUUCGAGGGUGUUAUGGCUAUGGUCGCACCCACAGAGUCCUGGGUUGCUCGUUGGCAAAGAAUUGACGCAUUUACACCUGGAAUGUACGCGACUCGUGUUCAAGGGUCUUUGAGCGACGAAAUGAUCGAUUCUUUGCGACAACGCGGAAUUCAUUAUCGUCCACGAAACGGAUCUUCGCUUGAUUAG
This is a messenger RNA of Schizosaccharomyces japonicus yFS275, 318 nucleotides long. Its product is annotated as transcription elongation factor complex subunit Spt4. The transcript has a single exon. NCBI's taxonomy places the organism in Eukaryota, Fungi, Ascomycota, Schizosaccharomycetes, Schizosaccharomycetales, Schizosaccharomycetaceae. Gene Ontology annotation, biological process: transcription elongation-coupled chromatin remodeling; regulation of DNA-templated transcription; transcription elongation by RNA polymerase II. Gene Ontology annotation, cellular component: chromosome, centromeric region; nucleus; DSIF complex. The record is from RefSeq and is a predicted model, not a curated record. Gene Ontology annotation, molecular function: zinc ion binding. The coding region runs from base 1 to 318 and encodes 105 amino acids.